Parasteatoda tepidariorum (common house spider) is the source of this 1863-nucleotide messenger RNA. The record is from RefSeq and is a predicted model, not a curated record. Lineage: Eukaryota; Metazoa; Arthropoda; Arachnida; Araneae; Theridiidae.
AUGGAGAGAAAUUUGGUUAAUAAAAAGGGCUUCAUUGAUGCAGCGUUGCAAAUACAAAUUGAAAAUGAAACGAAGAAAUGGCGAGCUAUUUUGAAGAGAAUUCUUUUUUGCAUAAAGUAUUUGGCUGAAGAAAAUCUAGCGUUAAGAGGACAUCGGGAAGGUCUUAAGGAAGAUGUUAAAAAUCCCGGUCAUUUAUUGAGUUUAAUGAAGCUGCUAGCUGUAUUCGAUUCCGUUAUGGAAGAGCACAUCAACUACUUAGAAAAUCAUCCCGGUGCAACAUCGUAUUUAUCCCCCACCAUACAAAAUGAGUUUUUACACUUAAUGGCAGAUUCCGUAAGAAAUAGCUUAUUAGGAAAAAUCAAAAAAGCUAAAUAUUACGGAUUGAUUUUUGAUUGCACUCCAGAUUCAGCACACCACGAACAAAUGUCGGAAGUGAUCCGAUAUGUAGAUAUUAACUUUACCGAUAAAACCGUCUCCAUAAAAGAAUCUUUUCUGAAUUUCAUUCGUAUAAAUAAAAAAGAUGCAGAAAGUUUAUCGGAGUGUAUCCUGCAACAACUGAAAAAAGACAAAAUGGAUGUACAAGACUGCAGAGCACAAUGCUACGAUAACGCAGCUGUAAUGGCUGGACAAAAGAAUGGUGUUUUUCAAAGAAUAAAAGAAAAAAAUAGCUUGGCCACAUUUGUUAACUGUGAUAACCAUUCUCUCAAUCUGGUGGGCGUGCAUGCGGCGAAGCAAGACGCUGUUAUGAUUACGUUUUUUGGGACAUUAGAUGCUAUCUAUGUGUUUUUCUCCCGAUCAACAAGCAGGUGGGAAAAACUGGAAAAAAUUAUUCCCACAAGUUUAAAAUCAGAGUCAGAAACAAGAUGGAGCUCCAGAAUCGAAGCAAUCAAACCAAUACAAAGUCAUCUUGACAAAAUAUUAAGCACAAUUCAGCAUAUGUCAGUUGACUUAGACGAAAGUUGUGAAACUAGAAGUGCAGCGACACUUCUUCUUGGUAGGCUUUUGACCUACGAAUUUUUUACUUUGUUGGGAUUUUGGAAUAAAAUUCUUACACGCAUAGAUCGUAUCCAAAAGAGGCUUCAAGAUACGAAAAUAAAUUUCCACGAAGCUGCAUUAGAUCUCAAAGCCCUUCGCAAUUUUUUUCAAGGUGAAAGGGAAGAAUUAGUUUCUGAAGCCAUAGAAAAAGGGAAUGAUCUUUGUAAAGAAUGGGACGUCCCUUUCGAAAAGCGGCAAAGACGCAUUCGAAGAAUGGCAGGCGAAAAGGAACGCGAUGUUGGUUUAACCGCAAAAGAGGAGAUAAAUAGAAUAAUGAAAAAUGCUUUAGAUCGGUUGGACCAGGAGAUGGACCAGAGAUUUGUAAGUCUUAAUGAUAUAGAUUCAAAGUUUGGGUUUUUAUUGAAUACCGAAGAACUUUUCUAUGGAAAAAAUUCCUUCACCUCCUCAUCUCAUGUUAAAAAUAAAUGCCACAAUUUGGCUAAUUUUUAUAACACUGAUGUUGAUGGAGGAGAACUAUAUGAGGAAAUAAUAGAUUGCCACAUGCUUUUAGCAAGUCGCACAGACUUAAAGAUAACAAAUCCUUUAGAUUUGUUAAAAUUCAUUGUUCAGUACGGCGAUGAAAGUGUUUUUCCAAACUUAAGAAUCGCUACACAGAUUCUACUCACAAUUGCUACGUCCAUUGCAAGUUGUGAGAGAUCCUUCAGUAAACUGAAACUAAUUUUGUCCUACUUAAGGACAACAAUGGGGCAACAAAGACUCUGUGACUUAUCGUUAUUGAGUAUAGAGAAGGAGGAAUUGAAAAUUUUUGACUUUGAGCACAUUAUCAACCAAUUUGCUUCAGUAAAGGCUAGGAAAGUCAAGUUCUAA